This is a messenger RNA of Penaeus monodon (black tiger shrimp), 1218 nucleotides long. RefSeq names its product protein transport protein SEC31-like. NCBI's taxonomy places the organism in Eukaryota, Metazoa, Arthropoda, Malacostraca, Decapoda, Penaeidae. The record is from RefSeq and is a predicted model, not a curated record. The transcript has 2 exons. The coding region runs from base 1 to 1218 and encodes 405 amino acids.
AUGAUCUUUUUCCGUGUGACGUGGAAGGUUGUGGGUCUGUACCGUAUAGACUGCGGUCACGCACCACACUGCCUAACAGACCACAGGUGCUGCCUGCCAUGCCCGCAGCAAGAUGUCACAGCCAGGGUCACGACCACCGACCCCGGAGGAUGCAGGCCCCCAGGACGAACUACCCCAGGGCCAGACCCACGGUUGGCACCAGCUCGGAGUGCUAUGGCCUUGGGAGGGGCACUGUCUGAUUCUGGGACUGCUGGCCUAGAAAUGCAGCAAAGGCAACUGGCCCAAUUGGAGGCACGGCUUAUGGACUGGUUGGGAGCACAGGUGGGGGACCAGCUGGCCCGCAUGCAGGCACAGAUGCAGAUGCAGAUGCAGGCACAGAUUCAGGUGUUGGCUACUCUCCUGAAAGGUCAACAGCCCACGCCUUCCACUGUCGCCGAUGAGAAUUUGCCAGCCGCUGAUGCUGUGCUACCACCUUCUUUGUCGACCAUCCAGACCUGCCGUGAGGAAGCUACUGGACAGCAGCCACGUCUGCCUCCAUCAGUGCCUGUGGGCCCACAGUCUACUGCAUUUGUGGCCUCGUACCUGACCUCUGCAGUAGACAACCAGCCCGUCAGAGAUGGGAGAGACGUUACCGGACCUCAGCAGAUGGUAACUCCUACACCAGCUGUCGUGUCAGCACCAUCACCGCCCACCUUGUCAGGGACUGAAGCUGCGACCCAGCCCCGGCCUCCAGUGCUGCCUCAGCCAACACAGUAUGGGCCACCUCCGCAAUAUACAGCGCCUGUACUACAGCCCCCUGUCUAUCAGCACUCAACACAUCCUGCAGCAGCUGAUGGCACCCCGGUCUCCUCAUCCCAGUCAUGGCCAGUUCAACCCUGUGAUCGUGCUUGCUCUUGUUCCACACUGACCAGCGGACGUGAUGAGGUCCCUGUCUUUUGUGGGGAGACGCCAGCCUCCCAGGGCAUCCAGCGGAGUCCUGGAUUUCCAGCAUCGAGCUCGCAACCCGGCCUGCCACCUCCGAGGCUUACAUCCGCAUGGCGCGUAGCAAGCAACGGCUCAACAUUUUAUGAUAUGCUGGCCCAAGCAAGGAUGGCAGUAGGCCAGGGGCCUCUGGACUUCUUCCGUGCCGUGGAGCUGGCAGUACAACAGGGCCUGCGAGACUAUCCUCAGGACAUCGGGAAUACUGAGGGUCUAAUGCAGCGCAUUAGGGUUACCUGA